Indicator indicator is the source of this 2415-nucleotide messenger RNA. RefSeq names its product HECT domain E3 ubiquitin protein ligase 2 (gene HECTD2). The record is from RefSeq and is a predicted model, not a curated record. Gene Ontology annotation, biological process: protein polyubiquitination. Lineage: Eukaryota; Metazoa; Chordata; Aves; Piciformes; Indicatoridae. The coding region runs from base 1 to 2415 and encodes 804 amino acids. Gene Ontology annotation, molecular function: ubiquitin protein ligase activity. The transcript has 21 exons.
AUGUCGCUGCAGACCCCGUCAGCGGCCACUGCUGCCGCCGACCUACCCGCCGGCCCCGGCGAAGGGCUGCCGGCGGGAGCAGAACUGAAUGAGGACAGCACGGCGCCCCCGUCAGCCCAGGAGGGCGGCGAGGAUGAGGAAGAAGAGGAGGAAGAAGGAGAGAAAGAAAAGGAGCGAGAGAUACUGCCGCCCAUCCCGACAGGAUCCAGCGCGGCAGCCGGGGGGUUGGAAAGAGGAGCCAAAAAUCAGUUUUCCACUUUCAGCAGUUUCAUCUCAAGUAUCAACCAAAAGAAAGAAGGCAUCGGAAACAGAAAUUCACCCACACAACUUGUUAUACCCAGCAUCAAAAAUGUGAGAGACCUACCACCCAUUUGCCUUGACGUACGACAAAAGCAGCGCAUCUCUAUAGAUACGCUACCCCAAGAAGUGAAAGCGCCGAUUCCUCCUGAACCUUCCUUUCCCAUCCGAACCAAAACUGUGCAAGAUUUUCAGGAUGAUGUGGAAAAGGCUAAGUCAUCAGGAGAUUGGAAAGCUGUACAUAAUUUUUAUUCCACAACAUUUGAUUCCUUCCUGGAGAUAAAUGCUGCAUUUAAGAAAGACACCAGUUCUCCAUUUAAUACCAUUGAGGACUCUGGAAUCGAUGCAAAUUUUGUGAAUGUUGUCUAUGAUGCCUUAUUAAAUACUCCUCAAGAUGUUCAGAAGUCAGUCCUAAAAGGAAUAAUUAAUGGUUUGCUACAAGAAUGGAAGGGGCCACGAACAAAAGAUGAUCUUAGAGCAUACUGUAUACUUCUACAGAAUCCUCAAUUUAGUAACACUUCUACCUAUGUCAUCUAUGCUCACUUGCUAAGACAGAUAGCAGCCUUAACAGAAGCUGACCAUCAUUUCCUAGUGCACUGGUCUAAAAAGAUUACACAAAAGAGGUUCAAGCAGCUGGUGGACAGGCUACUGCAAUUUAUUUCUUUACGUCUGUUUCCUGCAAAACCUGAGGAGUUUCCACCCAUGGUGAAAUGUACCUGGUGGAUUCCAGCAGCAACCAAAGUCCUGUCUUUAUUUAAUGCUUCAAAUAGUCUGAUCAGUCCUCCUAUCAUUUCAUACACGGAUUUCUAUAAUUCUACUCUCGAUCAUAUUGAUCUUAUGGAAGAAUAUCAUAACUGGCAAUGUUAUGGAAAUUCUCACAGGUUUUCUUUCUGUCAAUACCCAUUUAUUAUUUCUAUAGCGGCAAAAAAAGUUAUUAUUCAAAGGGACUCAGAACAACAGAUGAUAAGUUUUGCAAGGCAAAGCCUUGUGGAUAAAGUCUCUCGCAGACAGAAACCUGACAUGAAUAUGUUGUUCCUAAAUGUGAAAGUAAGGAGGACACACCUUGUUAGUGACUCACUUGAUGAGCUAGCAAGGAAGAGAGCAGACCUGAAAAAGAAGUUGAAAGUCACAUUUGUAGGGGAAGCUGGUCUUGAUAUGGGUGGCCUGACAAAAGAAUGGUUUCUUCUUCUGAUUCGACAGAUUUUUCACCCAGAUUAUGGCAUGUUCACCUACCACAAGGACUCUCACUGCCACUGGUUCAGCAGCUUUAAGUGCGACAACUAUUCUGAAUUCCGGUUGGUUGGAGCCCUUAUGGGACUUGCUGUGUAUAAUAGCAUCACCUUGGAUAUUCGUUUCCCACCUUGCUGUUACAAGAAAUUAUUGAGUCCUCCUAUUGUUCCAUGUGAUCAUAACACACUCGUAGGCAUCUGUGAUGUCACAUUAGAUGACCUGUUUCAAAUUAUGCCUGAACUGGCCCAUGGACUAAGUGAACUUCUAUCAUAUGAAGGCAAUGUUGAAGAGGAUUUUUAUUCAACCUUUCAGGUUUUUCAGGAAGAAUUUGGUGUUAUAAAAUCAUACAACUUAAAGCCAAACGGAGAUAAAAUUCCAGUCACAAAUCAGAAUAGGAAAGAGUAUGUGCAGCUCUAUGUUGAUUUUCUUCUCAACAAAUCAAUCUACAAACAAUUUGCAGCUUUCUAUUAUGGAUUUCAUAGUGUUUGUGCUUCAUAUGCAUUACUGCUCCUUCGUCCAGAAGAGGUUGAGAUUCUUGUCUGUGGCAGUCCUGAACUGGAUAUGUCAGCUUUACAGCGAAGUACCCAAUAUGAGGGCUACCAAAAAAGCGAUCUUACUAUACGAUACUUUUGGGAUGUAGUACUGGGAUUUUCUCUUGAUCUUCAGAAGAAGCUGCUACAUUUUGCUACAGGAAGUGACAGAGUACCUGUGGGAGGAAUGGCUGAUUUGAAUUUCAGGAUUUCAAAGAGUGAAACAUCUACUAAUUGGUUACCUGUGGCUCAUACGUGCUUCAAUCAGCUUUGUCUCCCUCCUUACAAGAGCAAGAAGGAACUGAAGCAAAAAUUGAUCAUUGGAAUUUCGAAUGCAGAAGGGUUUGGUCUAGAAUAA